AUGGUCUCACUCGAGUCAUAUUUUCCCAUUAUUCAUGACAUGUUUAUGAAUGGAGACACAUAUGGGCAGAUUUCAGAGAACCUGCGGGAAAUGGGUAUCCAGCGCGGGACAUCGGAGAUCAGCAUCCGGAGACUGCUUGCAACACACAACAUGAGAAGAAAGGGACAAACGUCUGACACAGACCUUGAAAUUGCUGUAUCUCGGGCAAUAACCCAAACGGGAGCUACUUAUGGUCGGAAAAUGAUGACGGGCUACCUUUCCUCCGUUGGUGUACAUGCAGGGGAAUGCAGAGUUGGACAAGUUCUGAGAGCAGCCCAUAUCCCUUACCAUGAACGACGACAUCAAGGCACUCGUAAUUUGAACCCGAUCCCAUAUGAUGCAGAAUAUAUGGGACACAAGCUACACAUGGACCAAAAUGAAAAAAUGGUCAUGUUUGGAACCACUUGUGUGAUUGCUGUAGAUGGUUAUAGCAAGAAAAUAGUUGGACAUGCAAUAAUGGCUGUCAAAAACAACCUAAUCAUCUAUGACCAAGUGUACAGGCCAGCAGUAACACAUUACGGAAUGUGGGAUCAACUGAGAGUGGACCAUGGAAAAGAGUUUUACCUGUGCCUGUACAUACAAGAGAGGCUGUCGGAAUACAGACACAACCAGCAACGAGAGCCAUACCUCCAAACUCAGUCAACAAGGAAUCAUACGGUGGAAAGAUUGUGGCCAGAGGUUAACAACCGCGUGAUCUACCCACUAAAGGAGGCCCUGGUACAAUUACAAGAUCAGGAAGCAAUUGACAUGGAAGAAAGCCUGACCAAGUUCGUCGUCUCUAACCUGACAGGCCAGCUGUGUGGCAUUGGCCUACAAAGAUUUGUGGACUCCUGGAAUGCUCACAGGAUCCCAGGCAAAGGGAUACCAAAUCAUCUGGCCGGCAGAGGAACUGUGAGAAGGAUCAGAGAAGAUCUUGUGCCAGAUGUCACUGAAGCAGCUGAUCAGUACGAUAGGGAAAUGGGAUCUUCCCUCACAAGAGUGUCUUCAUUUGGAAGUGACCCUUUUAUGUCAGAUGCAGACAGAGAGAGAGCAGAGCAGCUCUUUACACAGCAUUACCCGAACCUUUCAGUUCUUUUUGAUAAUGCUGUCAAUUACCAUUACACACCUUUCAAAGAUGCAUUGAUGUACCUCAUUGAUGUUACAAAGAGAUGCUCUUGA
Messenger RNA from Engraulis encrasicolus (European anchovy), 1197 nucleotides. RefSeq lists its product as uncharacterized. The transcript has 6 exons. NCBI's taxonomy places the organism in Eukaryota, Metazoa, Chordata, Actinopteri, Clupeiformes, Engraulidae. The coding region runs from base 1 to 1197 and encodes 398 amino acids. The record is from RefSeq and is a predicted model, not a curated record.